Ustilaginoidea virens is the source of this 2397-nucleotide messenger RNA. RefSeq lists its product as uncharacterized. The transcript has 2 exons. Bases 1 to 2397 code for a protein of 798 amino acids. The record is from RefSeq and is a predicted model, not a curated record. Lineage: Eukaryota; Fungi; Ascomycota; Sordariomycetes; Hypocreales; Clavicipitaceae.
AUGCGCACGGCAGCGAGCCUCCGGCCGCCCAGGAACAAGGCCGCGCAGUCCAAGCAUAAACAAGGAAGAAGCCAUGACCUCGCACAGGUCCCUCCCUUGCCUCAAAUUCCCGAAACGCUGAGGGCCGCGAAAGCUCGUUCCAAAUUUGAAUCGUUUCGCAAAAGAGUCAAGGCGCCCCAGCAAUCCGGUGCGAUUGUCAACACCGCACGAGAUAUGAGCCACAAGCCCGCCGGCAGCUCGUCCGACGUCAAGGUACCAAGGAGACACAGGAGGGGAAAGGUCUCGCUCAGGUCUCAGAUUUCUGAGCCGACGCUGCAUUCCACAACCAUGGGCUUCCCGCUGUCCGCGAUGACGUGCAUGACUCGGAAUGCCGACGUUCGGCGGCUGAGUGACGGGAGCGCUCAGUCGCCGACCCUCGGGAACGCAUCUCUCGACAUCGGCACCGAUUGCCGUCCUCGAGAAAAACACGUCUUCUGGCUUGCCCCCCCGCGCCUGUCGCCGAUGGAAAUCACCCGAGAGCACCUGAUCCGCAAGGCUCGCGCUCAGAAAGUCCGAGGGAUGUGCCAUGUCCCGAAACUGGAGCAUCGCUGGUACUGGACUCCUGGCUGGGAGAAGUUUCUGAUUCUGCCACGGGCUCCAAGCACGACCCAGCAUUGCGACGUGUCUCGCGAGCUCAUGCGCGUCGAGGAACAAGACGCCAACUUGCCAGCCUUGGAGUCGCUCAAUCCUCCCCGGGGGAAAUAUGCGAGUGACGAAUGUCCUCGGCUAUCGCUCCACCUGGGGGGGAUCAACACCCUGAUGCCGUCCUUCACAAAUCUAGCGUCGCUGGUGAAAGACAAGGCCGCCGUCCCGAGGGAGUUGGCUCCUCUCAGCAUGAGUGGCGCGAUGCGAUUCCGGUCGCGCCGGCUGUCAAGCAACCCGGAAGGCAAGAGGGGUUCUCUGACCACAGUGGUCGAAGCUGCUGCGUGGGCACCUCAGUCUCAUCAUACAAGAGAUGCAUCGGAAGACACGGCCACCGGUACUGUUGCGCAUGAUGAGUUCUGCUUCCCCAGCCGACAUGCUCUGGCGGGUCAACAUGGGGUUCUGGGAGCUCCCGGGAACGUUCACGAGCGGGAUCGUCUAGUCGGAGCACACCAUUUGUUGGCAUCUUACAAAUGCAAUCUCUCCGCAACGCCGAGACAGGUGUCGGACAGUUGGUCCUUCGAUAGUUCAUCUUCACUGACUGAGACACUCAUGCCGCCGACUGGGAGAGGUCGGCCGCUCCGCGUGGACCCUGAUCUUACCGCUGGAAGGAUACAGUCCAUGGCCGGUUCGAUUCUGACUUGUACAACAUCUGAAGGCUCCAGGGUGGUGGGCUCGAGACCAGAGCACGCUUCUGGGAUUCUCUUCACGCCAGUUGAAGCAAGGGGCAGGGAAUCAGAAUCUGUGUCGGCAAGCAGACGCAGGGAUGCCAGGCCAUCAUCGGGUUUGCGCCGUCAUUCGUUUCACGCAAAGACACCGCCUUCCGUUGGGUCGCGCGACGGCAGCCCAGCCUCGAGUCAGAGCAUCGCAAUCCCUGAUUCGCCGACGUUGGGACAGGAAGCUGCACCGCUUAUCCGGGACAGCUAUAGCAUCGCAAACCAAAUCGAGUCGCUGGAGCUGCCUGAACCGUCCGCGUCAUUCAGAGGAGGGAGGGGCGAGGCAUCGCGGUCACAAGGCGCCGAUACUCGUCCGCUCCACCAGAAUCGAGCAACGGCCACGAAAGGAAAGUCUCCGCCUGCGCCGAAAAGGGGGAUGUUGAGGAGAGGUGCAUCUGGUCAUGGCGCCUGCAGCUCCAGUUUCGCCCUGAACAAAGCAAAGAGCCACGACGCGUUCACGUUGCUGCCUCGUCUUUCCCCAGGUCGUGGUGCUGAACUGGGUAGCGACACGGACAUGAGAUCUCGUCUCAGCCCUUGUUUCAACCCAGCGGUGGGUGCGCCCACGACUGCGACGGCAUUGCAAGCCUUGGACACGGCUUCCAGGCUUGCUUCGGUAAUGAAUCGCGACAAGACGGUUGCGCCGGCAAACUUGGUCAAACUCGCGACAGCAGACGAAUCUUUCCGGAAGAUGGCGACCUUUUCCGGCUUGUUUUCGAGGCACGUGCGGCGCAGUUCCUGCGGCAGCCCCAACCUGUCCUCAAGCUCAAGGGCGAGUGACAGCGUUGCGAUGCCAAGCCGAAGCCGAGAGGGAGGGUCGGAACAUGGAGACAACCCUGAGCACGAAAAGUCCCGGGAUCAGGGACUCAGUCACAGUCCACCACAACUGACUCGUCAGCAGCAGAGGAGAGCCGUGUCAGGUGGCAGCCAUUCGAGCACUAGCGGCACAUUUGUCGGCCUAAAGGACAGGUUCAAGCUCAAGAAGAAGGUGUCUCGGGUCUAA